ACCUUCUUUAACUGUCUAUGGCACUGUCUAACAUAACAUACAUGUGGUGCUGAUUUGAACAGUUCAUUUAGUUGUUAGUAUAUUUUAUUGGUUUGUAUGACCUUCUGUGGUUGGAUAUCCGGCCGAUGACGCACUUUUAAAAGGUUUUGUACUUGAAAUAAUCAGGUAAAGAAGAACUGUGCUAUUAAAUGCUGUCAGUUAGCUUUCCAACACGCUAACACCGACAGCUAGUAACUACAGCAUCAUUAGCCAGCAGCCGUUUGUCAUCUGUGCUCUUCACAGAUGGCUGAUGAUAGCGUGAAAAGUGAAGCUUCAGCCCAGCAGGAGAAUGAUAACGGAGGCAACAAGAGCAGUCAGAAGACGGUGAGCAGUAAUGGAGAAAAUGCAGCAGAAAACCAAACGGUGUCCAAAAGUCAGAAGAAGAAGCUUCUGAAACAGCAGAAAUGGGAAGAAGAGAGAGAACUACGAAAGCAGAGACGAAAGGAGAAGAAGCAGCAGCGUCGGCUGCAGAGGACCAACCAUCUGGAGGAGCAGGGAGGAGAGGCCCAACAUAUGAGGAAACGGCCCCGCAGAGAGGUGGCGCCCAGCUCUCUCAGACUGGUGGUGGACUGCAGCUUCGACAACCUCAUGCUGACCAAGGAUGUCCAAAAGCUUCACAAACAGAUCCAGCGCUGCUAUGCUGAGAACAGACGAGCCCUGCAUCCAGUGCAGGUUUAUCUGACAAGCCUGGGAGGACAGCUGAAACAGAGCAUGGAUAAGAAGGACAAAGGAUGGGUAAACUGGAAGGACAUCAGCAUUAAAACAGAGCACUACAGUGAAGUUGUGGCGAGGGAGGAGUUGGUGUACCUGACAUCAGACUCUCCCAACGUGCUGGAAGAGCUGGACCACAAAAAGGCCUACGUGAUAGGAGGCCUGGUGGACCACAACCACCAUAAGGGGAUUACUUUUGAGAGGGCGACGGAGCUGGGGAUUGCUCACGCUCAGCUUCCUCUGAGCAGUUUUGUCAAGAUGAACAGUCGGAAAGUUCUGGCAGUCAAUCAUGUGUUUGAGAUCAUCCUGGCAUACUUGGAGAAAGGCAGCUGGCAGGAGGCCUUCUUCACCGUCCUGCCUCAAAGGAAAGGGGCAGUGGCCGUCGACCAGGAAAAAGAAGAGGAAGAUUCGGACUCGGACUCUGACACCCCAGACCAAACUGAGAAAAGAGCCUAAAACUUUGUUCAAAUGGACUUCAAGAAAAGUUGAUUCCUGGGAAAACAUCUGAAUAUAUAUGAAUGCUGAGGCUAUGCUUGAAAGAGGGAUGUGUUAACAAUCAUCUGUUUCUUUUGAAAUUUCAAACUGCUUUUUUUUUUUAAACCAGCUAUUUAUUGAAAUCUUUACUUUGUGCCUCCUGUAAUAGGUAAUAACUUAGUUGAACAGCUAAUGAAAAGUUCAGUUCUAAUAUAAUUUGCAGAAUAUACAAUAUUAUUACUGAAAAUACUUAUUUUCUUUUAGCAAGAAGCUUAAACUGUCUGCCUGGUGCUUAAUCUAUUCAUUUAACAUAACGUUUUAAAGCAGGAUAAAGUCAAAACAUGAGCAUGAUUGUCUCUGGCCCUGGAAUUCUUGGAAAAUAGUUAAACUUUUGAGUGUAUUCAUAGUAUAAGAAAUUAAAGCACCUCCACACAGUUGCUAGUUCCAAGAGGACACAGAGGAUUAAAACAUGAACAACUCAAGAGACAGAAGAGGUAAUAAUCUUCACUCGUGUUUCUGUGCGCAAAAGUCACGGGACCCCGCAGUCUUCUGAACUAGGAGAGAGUUGUGUGGAGCUGAUGGUCUUAAUUAGCUUUGUAGCAACUCAUUUGGCAACGGCUUGAACGUAACGAACGUUCAUUAAUAUCAAAAAGUUAAGCACUAAAGUUUUAAAAUGAAUUUGACACAUUCUAUGUAGAAGUCUGGGGAAUAUUAUAGAUACAUGGUGGAGAGUAGCUAAGGACAGAGGUAAACAAAAGUGUAGAAAAUGUGUUCAGCCAAUGGAUAAAAAGCACAAAA
Etheostoma spectabile (orangethroat darter) is the source of this 2022-nucleotide messenger RNA. RefSeq names its product tRNA methyltransferase 10A (gene trmt10a). Gene Ontology annotation, cellular component: nucleoplasm; cytosol; nucleus. The transcript is spliced from 7 exons. NCBI's taxonomy places the organism in Eukaryota, Metazoa, Chordata, Actinopteri, Perciformes, Percidae. Bases 283 to 1206 code for a protein of 307 amino acids. Gene Ontology annotation, molecular function: methyltransferase activity; tRNA binding. The record is from RefSeq and is a predicted model, not a curated record. Gene Ontology annotation, biological process: tRNA N1-guanine methylation.